AAUUGUAUUCAAUGAGAAUUGAAUUGGGUUGAAGAAGAAUCACGGUACCAGCAUCAACUUCCAAGCUUUUUGCAAUGGCGAGCAAGAGAAGCGCCAAAACAACCACUUCCUUGAUCCUUGUCUUUGUCUUAGCGAUUUGUACCUUCGUUCCUGUUUUCGCUUCUCUCCCUUCUUCCUUCCCUCACCACCAUGGUAAUCGCUCUGAGGCCAAGAAUAAUGUCAGCAGGAAGUUUGGGAUUAGCAAUGAUAUGUUUUGGAAAGAUGGUCAUCCCUUCCAGAUCAUUGGCGGUGACUUGCAUUAUUUUCGGGUGCUUCCAGAGUACUGGGAAAAUAGACUGUUAAAAGCCAAGGCAUUAGGAUUAAAUACCAUUCAGACAUAUGUUCCUUGGAAUCUGCAUGAGCCAAAACCUGGAAAGGUUGAUUUUGAGGGAAUUGCCAACAUUGAAUCAUUCCUCAAACUUAGUCACAAACUUGGUCUGCUUGUGAUGCUUCGAGCGGGACCUUACAUAUGUGCAGAAUGGGAUUUAGGCGGUUUCCCUGCUUGGUUACUUGCUACGGACCCAUCUCCAAAGCUAAGAUCGUCUGAUCCUACUUUUCUUAAACAGGUUGACAGAUGGUGGGGCAACCUACUUCCAAAAUUAGUUCCUCUCCUUUAUGACAAUGGAGGCCCUAUUAUAAUGGUUCAAAUUGAAAAUGAGUAUGGUUCAUAUGGAAAUGACAAAGCGUAUCUCCAUCACCUGGUCAAUUUGGCUAGAGGUCAUCUUGGGCAUGAUGUUAUUUUAUACACUACAGAUGGAGGAUCUAGGGAAAAUCUUGAGAAAGGAACUAUUCGUGGGGAUGCUGUCUUUUCAGCUGUUGACUUUAGUACUGGAGAUGACCCUUGGCCUAUAUUCAAGCUACAAAAGGAGUUCAAUGCCCCUGGAAAAUCACCGCCACUCUCAGCUGAAUUCUAUACAGGAUGGCUUACACACUGGGGAGAGAACAUAGCUAAGACUGAUGCUGAUUUUACAGCUGCUGCUCUCAAAAAAAUUUUGCAAAGGAAUGGUUCUGCAGUUCUCUAUAUGGUACAUGGCGGGACAAACUUUGGAUUCUACAAUGGAGCAAAUACUGGUCAAGAUGAGGCUGACUACAAGGCUGACAUCACUUCUUAUGAUUAUGAUGCACCAAUCAGGGAAUCUGGAGAUGUGGACAAUGCGAAGUUCAAUGCUCUUCGGAAAGUUAUAGCACAAUAUAGUUCAGCCCCUCUUCCAUCAGUUCCUUCAGAUAAUGGAAAGGCAGGAUAUGGACCAAUUCACUUACAAAAAAAAGCUUUCUUGUUUGACAUGCUUGAUUUAGCCAAUCCCACCAACGUGACUGAAUCUGAAAACCCAUUGUCAAUGGAGUCUCUUGGCCAGAUGUUCGGGUUUUUGUUAUAUAUGUCGGAAUACACUGCUAAAGGAGGCAGAAGCAAUUUAUUCAUACCUAAGCUUAUUAGGAAUGUACAGGUGCAUGACAGAGCUCAAGUAUUUAUCUCAUGUCCUUCCAAAGAAAGUGGUCCAUGGCCAACUUAUGUCGGUGCCUUGGAGAGACAGAUGAAUAACAAUCUCAGCCUUCCUGAAACUAAAUGUCUUUCUAACAUCAACUUAUAUAUAUUGGUUGAAAACAUGGGUCAUGUAAAUUAUGGUCCUUUCAUCUUUGACAGAAAGGGCAUUCUGUCUUCUGUUUAUCUUGAUGGGGAAAUUUUACAUGGUUGGAGAAUGCUCCCGAUUCCUCUUCACAACCUGAAUGAAGUUCCAACUUUCAAUCCAAUAAUGCAGGCUGCUUUUUCAACAUUCAAUAGAAUGUUGAUGCAUCGCAAAGAGUUAAUAUACAAGUCUGAGAAUACUUCGCAUGCACCUGCUAUCUAUUCUGGUCAUUUCUCAAUUGAUAAAUCGAAACUCAUCAAGGAUACAUUCAUAUCAUUUAACAACUGGGGCAAAGGCAUUGCAUUUGUCAAUGAAUUUAAUUUAGGGAGAUAUUGGCCGUUGAGAGGACCUCAGUGCAACCUCUAUGUUCCAGCACCGCUCCUCAAGCAAGGGGAUAAUAUCCUGGUUAUACUUGAGUUGGAAUCUCCAAACCCUGAACUUGUGGUACACUCGGUCAAUGAGCCAGACUUCACUUGUGCCUCGACCCUCAAGUGAGAGGAAAGUACCAAUAUGGGUCCAAAGUUAAUGUGAGGGAGCUAUUUAGUUCAGAUAAACAAAUAUCACAUUGGAUAAGUUGAAAUUAUGUGUGUAAUAAAUGGAGGGUAAUAUCUUUGAAAAGGAUCUCAAUUCUUCCAUUGUUAUAUUGUUGCACAAAACAGCAUUUAUGAACUCCUGAAACAAUAGUGUGGUACAAUCUUUGUAUAAUAACGACACAUUCCUGAUUGUUCUGAUCUACGGACAUCACUUUGGAAAA
Messenger RNA from Prosopis cineraria, 2418 nucleotides. Its product is annotated as beta-galactosidase 17. The transcript has 19 exons. The record is from RefSeq and is a predicted model, not a curated record. NCBI's taxonomy places the organism in Eukaryota, Viridiplantae, Streptophyta, Magnoliopsida, Fabales, Fabaceae. Gene Ontology annotation, cellular component: vacuole. Gene Ontology annotation, biological process: carbohydrate metabolic process. Gene Ontology annotation, molecular function: beta-galactosidase activity. The coding region runs from base 75 to 2159 and encodes 694 amino acids.